ACAACGGAGAGUGAACGAUGUUAUUUCGCCAGCAGUACACUAAUGAGGCACUUAUGGUGGAGGGCGAGACCAGAAGAUAGCCGCCAUCUUGACAGAGAUGUACACAUCUGGCUUCAAACACGAGCUGGUCGACUGGCUUGAUUCUAUCCCAGAAUACCCAAAACCUUUUGACUUUCAGAUGUCACCAAUUACUGAUCUUUGCCGGCUGAACUACAAAACCUUGUUUCCCAAUGGUACCGAGGACAUGGGCUGUUUUGGCAAGGAGGUCCUACACACCGAAGAAGAGGACGGGCCGUAAAUACUACGUGAUUCGCGUCCAGAAUUUCCAUGAUGACGAGAGGAACGACACCGAAUACACGGAGGAGAGGCGAUAUUGUGACUACACUUCAGCCAAAUCCCUUCAAACAGGGCGUUACGGAGGCGCUGUAAUGCUCUGAAGAAGAGCCAUCUCAGUGUACCUGGAAGAGGGCCCCAUUCCCUCAACGGACAUAUAUUUGCCACCAGGCGGUACUGCUUGUGACGUCAACAAAGCCGGCGAUGACUUAACCAGCUCAGCCAGAGACAUCAUGGCUUGGGCGAACUUGACAGAUGGAUCUCACUUUAAGGUACUUUUUGAUGCCCGCUGGACAUUGAAGGCGUCGGGGAUAAGGAGGAAGUGCUGGUUGUAUUCUUUAACAAACUGACCAGGAAAUGGUUCGUGCGCAGCAAGGACGGAGUUAUUCACUUAUAUGACGGUUACGCCAACGGAGGAAGCAAUGUAACUUCCAGCCUCAAGAUGUCAAUUCGCGGACUCGUUUUGGAUUAUGAGGUCAAAUCUGGGCUUUUGUAUUUGACUGAAGACUCUUUUACCGAAUCUCGCAAAGUGUUGCCAAAUUUACCCGAAUCACUGAGGGGCCUACCGCUGGCCAAAGUCGAAGCAAUAUCGAGAUUUCAUGAAAUUGAAGAACACAAGGACAAGUACGGAGUUGGAGCGAUCCCUUGUAACUUGGCCUGGUUCAAACGCUUAUCGUUUGAGAGAUUCUCCAAACAUGAUACCUGUGUUUUCUUCACGGCUGCCUCCGAAGGGGACAUAUUCAUUGUUUUCUCGGUCAUACCACGUGAUCGAACGACGUGGUACUAUUUGCAGAUUGGGCCUCAGGGAGUGGCCAUCUACAAGGGUAACAGAGUCAUGAAAUUCAUCAGCGAUGCCGAGGCACGUAGCUUGGGAGAUCCACGGCUGUAUGAGUCUUACUUUGUCUGUUUUCACGAGUUUGCUGGGGGCGACCGCCUGUCCAUUAAGUACGGGAAAACUGCUGAUAACGGGGCGGAAUCCUAUGUUUACGCCGUGUAUGAGGACGACGACCCACUGCACGUCCGGUUUUAUGCUUUUGGAAAUGGUGAGACUGAGGCGACAAUCAUGAACGUGGAACUGUUCCCUGCCUUAUCCCCGGGGACGCAGAUUUGCCUGGGAGGGACCGUACUUGAGCAAGGACGUUGUGUGGAGAAAUGCCAUCCACAGUGCAUCGGUUGCCAUAGUUCCGGAUCUGACAGCACGUGUCGGAAGUGUCGGAACUUCAAAUUUGGAGACCGAUGUGUUGAAUCCUGCCCAGCCAUGUACAAACCGAAACCAGACAGCAAAACGUGUGUGUGUGCUCUGAUGGAAGGAGGAUCCUGUGUGCAGCACUGUUCCCCCCUUAGAGUAGGAGUUAGAGCCGAAUUCGGAAGUUCACAUUGUCUGUGUCGCGUGAAAACUGAGAAGAGUGACGACUGCCUACUAGAAUGCCCCCCAGCAACAAUGCAGGUUGAGAAAAAUGGACGAAUAACCUGUUUUAACAACGUACGCCUGGUGGGCGGGAUCAAUUUGGCCAGCGGUAGGGUUGAGGUGAGGACUAAAGCAGGUUGGGGGUCAGUUUGUGACGACGAUUGGGGACACGAAGAAGCCGAGGUAGUAUGUCGUCAAUUAGGGUACUGCGGAGGAAAGGCCACCUACCGGGCCAGGUUUGGAGAAGGCACCGGGCCAAUAUUAAUGUCUUAUGUAAACUGUUCAGGUAGUGAAAACAAUCUGAACCAGUGCUCGCACAUCUUUCCUCUCAACUGUGACCACUCCGAAGACGCAGGAGUAAUCUGCAAACCGUGUGAUCUGCGGCUGACAGGUGGAGACGGCCAUCAGGGGCUGGUGCAAGUGAUGCAAGACGGUACCUGGGGGACAGUUUGUAACGUGGGCUGGGGCGAUCGCGAAGCCACCGUCGUCUGCAGACAGCUGGGCUUCUGUAAUGGAACCGCUAUCGGGAAUAAUCCAUUCGCAUCUGCGAACGGGCCAGUGUUUUACGCGAUUAUGGGAUGUCAAGGCAACGAAUCGAAUCUGAUGUUCUGCCCUCUGGGCGCGAAUCCCGGCUGUCCUCACAGGAUGGAUGCCGCCGUCGAGUGCAACGUGGAGACGCCGUGUAUGCGCUUGGUAAACGGCCCCACAGCGUUAAGCGGCCGCCUCGAAGUGAUGCUCGAUGAAACAUGGGGCAGUGUGUGCGAUGAUAGCUGGGAUAACAACGACGCUAGGGUUGUCUGUCGACAGUUAGGUUAUUGUGGCGGAUUGGCUACAAUUCAGCAGUAUUUUGGCUCCGGUUCGAUUCACCAACCAAUUCACCUAGACGAUGUUAUGUGUUCAGGGGAAGAGGCAAGUCUGUUCCAGUGUCCUUUGGAAACGUCAGUAGGUCAACACAACUGCGAGAAGAGCGAAGACGCUGGUGUCUUCUGCUCACCAUGUUAAACUAUUUUUGAUCAACUAUUCAGAUUAUCAAUAAACCUUAUUCUCCCAUUAUUUACCUGCCAGUGGACGAAAUUUAUCGGAUAAUAAAAUGUUGAUUUUCAUACUA
Molecule: messenger RNA, 2849 nt
Organism: Liolophura sinensis
Lineage: Eukaryota; Metazoa; Mollusca; Polyplacophora; Chitonida; Chitonidae
Product: scavenger receptor cysteine-rich domain superfamily protein-like
Exons: 12
Coding region: 776-2743 (655 amino acids)
Biological process (GO): peptidyl-lysine oxidation
Cellular component (GO): membrane
Molecular function (GO): protein-lysine 6-oxidase activity
Source: RefSeq, a predicted model, not a curated record